Python bivittatus (Burmese python) is the source of this 3221-nucleotide messenger RNA. NCBI's taxonomy places the organism in Eukaryota, Metazoa, Chordata, Lepidosauria, Squamata, Pythonidae. The record is from RefSeq and is a predicted model, not a curated record.
CAUUCCGUCUUGGCAGGGGAGUGCGCAUGCGUAGCUGUGAUAGCGCCGUGCAAGUUCAGGAGAGUUCUGCUUGCAAGCGGGACAGAAGAAUUGCAUUUGCAAACUUCUGCUUCUCAGUUAACUAGGUGCCAGCGGUGGGUUGAGAACUGCCGAAGAGUUGAUCUGGAAGACAAGACUCCAGAUCAGCUGAACAAGCAUUACAGGCUAUGCGCAGAGCAUUUUGAAACUUCAAUGAUAUGCCGAAGCGUAAGUGGAAGGAAGCUGUUGACUUUUGACUUGACAAGCCAUUUGAACAACCCACACAGCAGGCACCGCAAAAGGAUUAAAGAGCUGAGUGAAGAAGAAAUACGAACAUUAAAACAGCAAAAGAUUGAUGAAGCUUUUGAACAAGAAAAGGCAAAUCCAGAAUCCAAGAACGACGUCCAGAACCCAGCAUCAGAAGAAGGCCGGGAGGAGCCAGUCGAAGAUGAUGUCCCGUUAACCCAGGAGGAGAGGGAAAACAAAGAUUACCUCAAAUCUUUAUUUGAAAUUUUAAUUCUCAUGGGCAAACAAAAUAUCCCUUUGGACGGCCACAAUGUCGACGAGCUCCCCGAAGGCAUUUUCACUCCGGACAACUUCCAGGCCCUCCUGGAGUUCAGGAUCAAUUCCGGAGACGAGGUCCUGAGGAAGCAGUUUGAGACCACGGCCGUGAACCUGGCGUAUUGCUCCAAAGCGCAACAGAAGCAAAUGCUGGAGAUCUGUGAGAACUGUGUGCGAGAAGAGAUGCUCAGGGAAGUUCGGGACUCUCAGUUUUUCUCCAUCGUCACCGACGAAGUGGUGGACCUGGCGGGCGAGGAACACCUGCCGGUCCUGGUGAGGUUUGUGGAUGACGCUCAUAACUUGAGAGAAGAGUUCAUUGGCUUCUUACCGUAUGAGGCAGACCCUGAAAUCUUAGCUGUUAAGUUCCAUACUACAAUUACCGAAAAGUGGGGCUUAAACAUGGAAUAUUGUCGGGGUCAGGCUUAUGUCGUUUCCAGUGGGUUUGCUUCUAAAAUGAAGACUGUGGCUACGAGGAUCUUGGAAAAGUAUCCCCAGGCUGUUUAUACCUUGUCCUCUUCUUGUGCCUUGAACAUCUGGUUAGCCAAAUCAAUUCCCGUUCUUGGCAUUUCCAUUGCACUGGGAACAAUGGAAGAAGUCUGCUUGUUCUUUCUCCAGUCCCCUCAAUUGUUGGCUGGGCUGGACAACAUCAUCUCCAUUCUCUUUCACAACAGCGAGGAGAAAGGGAAUUUGCUGAAAGAGAUCGCCCAUUCGCACUGGACAGGCCGGCAUGACACCUUUGAGAUUGUAGUUGACCUCCUCCAGGCCCUGGUGCUAUGCUUGGACAGCAUAAAUGAUGCUUCCAUCCCAUGGAACAGCUCUGUGGCGGGACAAGCGUAUAUCCUUUCUAUGGCACUAGCAGAUUUUGACUUUGUGGUCACGGUGGUGAUUAUCAAGAACAUCCUCUCUUUCACCCGGGCUUUUGGUAAGAAUCUCCAGGGUCAAACUUCAGAUGUUUUCUUUGCAGCCAGCAGCUUGACAGCCGUCUUGCAUUCCCUCAACGAGGUAAUGGAGAACAUCGAGGUGUAUCAUGAGUUCUGGUUUGAGGAAGCCACCAACUUGGCCACCAAGCUGGACCUCCCCAUUAAGCUGCCUGGGAAGUUUUGCCGAGCCCAACAGGGGAGUUUGGAUUCUGAGAUCACCCCGGAGAAUUACUACAAAGAAGCACUUAGCAUUCCAACGGUGGAGCACAUCAUUCAGGAGUUGAAAGAUAUCUUCUCGGAGCAGCACUUGAGGGCGCUGAAGUGCUUGUCUCUAGUGCCUUCGGUCAUGGGACAGCUCAAAUUCAAUACCUCUGAGGAACAUCAUGCCGAUAUGUACAAAAACGAUCUCACGAACCCAGAUACCCUCUCCGCGGAACUUCAUUGCUGGAGAAUCAAGUGGAAACACAGAGGGAAGGACAUUGAACUUCCUACCACCAUCUAUGAAACCCUCCACUUGCCCGACAUCAAGUUUUUCCCCAAUGUCUACUCAUUGCUUAAGGUUCUCUGCAUCCUCCCCAUCAUGAAAGUGGAGAACGAGAAGUUUGAAAUUGGCCGACGACGCUUGAAGGCCUACCUAAAGAACACGGUGACCAAGCAGCGGUCGAAUAACCUUGCCCUGCUGAACAUAAACUUUGACAUCAAACAUGACUUAGAUUUAAUGGUGGACACUUACCUCAAACUGUAUCCAGAGAAAGCUGAAUUCCAAGAGGAAUUUCUUCCUUCCCGCAAUUCGGAAGCGGUCCAGGAGACUUAACAGAAUGAGAGGAGUGGACAACCAGUAGGGUUGGGAUCCUUCAUUUUGCCUUUUACAGAAUAAGGGUGGGGGGAUUCAGCACCCCGCGUGAAGUAAAGCAUCAGAGCAGGCUCCCUUUCAUUUUAGGCAUGCCUUGAAACAAGCUGCAGAUAAUUGAUCCAGCUCUGUUUUUGCAGCUGAUGUCCUGUUCUCAGCAUAAAACACUCAAGUUCCUGUUUUGUUUAUCCCCGAGAAAACCCGGUUCAGAAAGACCAUGUGGAUCCUUGCCUUGUGCUCAGUAAUGGAAAAGUUCCUGUAUGGAAGAGGACCUGUAUUGAUUGCUAAUUUCCUUCCUCUUCCCCCACACCCCAGCCCUGGAAAAGGGAAAUGUAAGUUUGGAAAAUGUCUGGUAUUCUUCUGAGUGUCUACACCGAGGGUUUUAAAUGUGGAGACUGAUCCAGUUCACCGAACCUGGUUCUCAUUUCUACAAGGCUUCUAAGGUUCUUUCAGAAGAAGGGGGUUUGUGAGUUCAGAAGCAUGUUUUAAGAAUUGCAGCCGUUUUACUAAUCGAGGCUUGCUUGAGUUGAUCAUCUGGGUUCCCUUUCUGUCAGAUUUGGAUGCAAUCAGAAGAGAAUGUGGUCCCCCCUCAUGAAUGAAUUAAGUUAUCUUGUCAAAACAAUACCUUGCAAACAUCUAAAACCAUGGCCAGCCAGACCUACGUCUAUAUUCUUAUUCAUUCUCUGUGGCCUCCAGGAUAAGAACUAACUUGGUGAGCAGGCUCUGGAGUUUGUUCGUUGGUUUGUUUUUUUAAUGUAGAAGUCAUACAGAAACUUUUCUGCAAAUAUUUUUUGGCCAAAACAAAAAGAAGGAAAAAAAAAAGAAAAAUGAAUUUUUUUGUAUAGUUUAUUUCCAUGCAGAAUAAAAUGUGA